AUGUUCUUCCACCAGAUUUAUGUGGCGCUCCUGGGCCUGUGUUGUUGCCUCUCCACAUCAACAGCUAGCGUUUCUUACCCCAAAACCCUGCCAUGUGAUGUCAGCGAGGCCAACAACGGGAGCGUGGUGACGGUAGACUGCACAGAGAGGAGCCUCAAAGACAUCCCCCGUGGCAUCCCCAGAGACACUACCAACCUGACGCUCACCAUCAACCAUAUUCCUAAAUUAAACUCCACCUCCUUUCGCGGUCUGGAGAACCUGACUGAGAUUGACAUGAGGUGCAACUGUGUGCCCAUUAAAAUUGGGCCCAAGGACCGCAUGUGCAAUGAGAGUGUGAUAAUAGAGGAAAACACCUUUACCAGCCUGACAAACCUGCGAGCACUGUAUCUAGAUGGUAAUCAGCUCUCUAGUAUACCUAAAGGCCUGCCUCCAAAUCUGAUCCUGCUGAGUUUGGAAGUGAAUCACAUUUAUAACAUUUCUAAAGCAAACCUCUCUGACAUCAGAAAUAUUGAGGUGCUUUACCUCGGUCAAAACUGCUAUUACCGUAACCCAUGUGAUAAUAACUAUACUAUAGAGGACGAUGCAUUUUUACAGCUUAACAAUUUAAAACUGUUGAGUCUUAAAUCAAACAACUUAUCCUUUAUUCCACAUCAACUUCCCACAAGUCUGAAGGAAUUGUACCUUUACAACAACAAAAUCCAAGAAGUUACUGACGAGGAUUUCAAAAACUUAACUAACCUUGAGAUUCUAGAUAUUAGCGGAAACUGUCCUAGAUGUUACAACGCUCCUUUCCCAUGCAUCCCGUGCCCAAAUGAUUCCCCUAUGAAAAUCAGCAGGGAUGCUUUUAAAAUGUUGACAAAACUAAAGACGCUCCGCCUGCACAGCAACUCCCUGAAAUGCGUGCUGCCUAAGUGGUUCAUCAACAUGUCAGACCUGAGAGUUCUCGAUCUCUCGUCAAACUUUUUAGCAACAGAUAUAGGAUACACAAUCUUCCCACAAUUCCUGGGCAAACUGGAAGAACUGGAUCUUUCAUUUAACUACGAGCUUCAAAGGUACCCUCAAACGCUGAGGCUGAACUGCAGUUUCUCCUUACUCAAAUCCCUUCGAAUUCUCAGACUAAAGGGCUAUGUGUUUCAGCAGCUGAAGCCAGAGAGCAUUGCUCCUUUGAUAAAGCUCACAAAGCUGGAGGUUGUAGAUCUGGGGACAAACUUUAUUAAAAUGGCAAACCUCAGUAUUCUGAUGGAGUUAAAGAGCUUUAAAAUAAUCAGCCUGUCUGACAACAAAAUAUCCUCCCCCUCUGACAGCCAAGAUGCUGUUGGUUUCUCUGGGGGAGAGCCCUUGCACUGGUCUCCCAUGUCGGCUGCAGCUCAGUACGGAAAUAAGGAAGUGAGAGAGAUUCACUACUUCAGAUAUGAUGAAUAUGCACGCAGCUGCAAGUACAAAUACAAAGAACUUGGAACUGUCACAUCCUUUGUCAACAAGAAAUGCAGUGAGUUUGGAAAAACCCUGGAUGUGAGCAGGAACAACAUAUUCUUCUUGCAUUCGAGAUUUUUAAAUCUAACAGAGCUGAGAUGCCUCAAUCUGUCUGGAAAUGCAAUGAGCCAAAGCCUUAAUGGCUCUGAAUUUACUUAUCUGACUAAUUUAAAAUAUUUAGACUUCUCCUGGAAUCGGCUGGACCUGCUCUACUCAACUGCGUUUCAAGAGCUGAAAAAUCUAGUUGUCUUGGAUAUAAGUAACAACAACCAUUACUUUGAGUCCGAGGGCUUGACUCACAUGCUUAACUUCACUAGCAAUUUGAAAAAGCUCAAGAUAUUGCGCAUGAACCACAACAAGAUCUCUACUUCCACCAAUACAGAGCUGGAGAGUCAAUCUCUAGAGAGGUUAGAGUUCAGAGAUAACCGGUUAGAUAUGUUGUGGAGAGACGGGGACACCAGGUAUAUCAAUUAUUUUAAGAAAUUAAUUAAUCUGUCUGUCCUUGACAUCUCUCAUAACAACCUCAAUUUUAUUCCGCCGGGAGUGUUCAGCGGUCUGCCGGACAAACUGUCUGAGCUCUACAUCAAAAACAACAAACUAAAAGAUGGAUCCUUUGAUUGGAAGAAACUACAACUUAUACAGUCUUUGGAGGUCUUAGAUCUCAGUGGCAACAUCUUAACUACUGUUCCAGCCAUGCUGUCAACAACCUGUCCCAAAUCUCUCAAAAAGCUUCUUUUACAGAAAAACCAGAUUGCGGAACUCACCCCAGAUUUCCUUAAGGAUGCUUUCCACUUAAAAUAUCUUGAUCUUAGUUUUAAUCACAUACAACACAUUGUCAAAUCUAGCUUUCCAGAUGAUGUCAUGGAUCAGAUGGACAUGCUGCUUCUGCACAACAACCCAUUCCUGUGCACUUGCAACGCCACUUGGUUUAUCAAGUGGCUCAACAGCACCACAGUCACCAUCCCUAAACUGGCCACGGAUGUUACUUGCGCUAGUCCAGAGGCGCAAAAAGGUCAUCUUGUGAUCUCGGUGGACCUGUUGGCCUGCCAGUACAACUACCUGUCAAUCAUCCUCUACACCCUCAUGACUACCCUCGUCCUCAGCUUCCUCACCCUAUCAAUCUCCAGCCAUCUCUUCCUGUGGGACGUCUGGUACAUCUACCACUUCUGCAGGGCAAAGCUCAAAGGUUACGGCCGCCUGUACUCCCAAAGCUCAGCCUAUGAUGCCUUUGUGAUAUACGACAAGGAGGAUGCUGCGGUGUCAGAGUGGGUGAUGAAGGAAAUGUGCCCUCAUCUUGAGGACAGCGGAGACCGUCAGCUCACAUUGUGUCUAGAGGAACGGGACUGGAUUCCCGGAUGCCCCCUGAUAGACAACCUCUCCAGGAGCAUCAACAACAGCAAGAGGACCGUGUUCAUUCUCACCAACAGGUAUCUCAAAAGCGGCAACUUCAAGACGGCUUUCUACAUGGCCCACCAGAGGCUAAUGGAUGAAAAAGAUGACGUUAUCAUAUUGAUCUUCUUGGAGAAAGUACCUUGCAAUUCAAAGUACCUGAGAUUACGGAAGAGACUGUACAAGCGCUCUGUGCUGGAUUGGCCAACAAACCCUCAAGCCCAGUUGUACUUCUGGUUCAGCCUAAGAAGUGUAUUAGCAACUGAGAGUCACAAACAAUACAACAACCUCUUCAAAGAAACACUGUAAUGACAAUGAAUUGUCAUACUUAGUUCCUCCUUCCUUUAGCACUGCUCUAAAUGUACUUCUGUAUGUGAAUAACAAUGUGUGAACUUUGAGCAACCCAUUUAAAUGUAAGAAAAAGAAUAUUACUGUAAUUUCAAUGGCUUAUUGUGUGCUAAUUUUAGAUUCCCUGUUUACUGUCACUCAAAGGGGAACUGGCUGCCACUCUUUGCCAUCUCCACAGAUAAUUCUAAUUUUCACUUUGUCUGAGAUGGCAACAAAACUGCCAUCAUAUGAAAAGGGGAAAUGAAAGAAAUGCACUUCUUCAAUUCACAUGCUACUUCUGUCCCAGAGCCUUGUUCUGAGAAGUUUGUUGCAGUUUGUUGCUUUCGUUGGACUUCAGUAACGGGGGGGAUUUUUAAAAAAGUUUGCUGUAUUUUCAAGAUUAAGAAAACAGAGAUUGAGUGGGGGGAUAUUUUGACUUGUGGAGACUUGUUGACACUCAAGACACAGACAGUUUUUUACAUAUACUCCAUUUUCAGUUUUACUCAAAGGCAAAGUGCCAUAAAAGUCAUCUCUUUUUUCAAGGUUGUCAUUGAAGAAUCAACAGUGCUUGCACAAUGGUGAGUUUUAUUGAUACAAGUUUUUCUGUAUAUUUUAAUUUUUUUGCUCAAUGUACGACAGAGAUUACAUUUAUCUGCUGGAAGUCAGAUGUUUUACUCGUCAGAUUUCUGCAUGUGCUUUUUGACUGGAUGUAUUUGUAAUAUAAUCUGUAAUGAUUUUGUGCUUCCUUGAUGAACUUUGCGGCACUAGUGCUACUUGGUGUAACUGUGUAUACACAUACAUUUAUUUGACUCUGAAAACUCAUUGAAAACUGUUGUGCAUUUUUGAUAAUGUAGUGUUCUUUAGUAAAUACAGUGCAUUAAAGUUUACUCCAGAG
Molecule: messenger RNA, 4084 nt
Organism: Epinephelus lanceolatus (giant grouper)
Lineage: Eukaryota; Metazoa; Chordata; Actinopteri; Perciformes; Serranidae
Product: toll-like receptor 7
Biological process (GO): defense response to virus; positive regulation of interleukin-6 production; toll-like receptor signaling pathway
Cellular component (GO): plasma membrane
Molecular function (GO): pattern recognition receptor activity; protein binding
Source: RefSeq, a predicted model, not a curated record